Botrytis byssoidea is the source of this 3354-nucleotide messenger RNA. RefSeq lists its product as uncharacterized. The transcript is spliced from 9 exons. NCBI's taxonomy places the organism in Eukaryota, Fungi, Ascomycota, Leotiomycetes, Helotiales, Sclerotiniaceae. Bases 1 to 3300 code for a protein of 1099 amino acids. The record is from RefSeq and is a predicted model, not a curated record.
AUGUCUCCUAUCAAUUUGGUUCUCAGAACCGCUUUCAUUCUUUCUUCUAUAUCGACUUCUUUUGCCGCAAUCUGCAAUGGCCAGACUCGAGCUUCUGGGGACCCUUCUGGCGAGAUACUAGCUGCAUUCCUCAAUUCUCAAGAUCAAAUCUCCCAGUUUUGUUCGGCGGGUGUAUCAGGAAAGACUUCAGGGGAUGUGAACUUCUCAGACUUCCAGAUCUCUUUUGAGCGCAGUGAUAGCUUCAGUUCAACCUUGGAGCAUUGUACGAAAGCACUCCAGGAUAUCAUAUCCCGGUGCAUUAAGCCUUCCGAUCCAGGAACUUAUGGUGAAAGCUCAACAUUUGAAAGUGGGGAAACAUACACCAUCAGCAACGACUUGUAUCCCCAAGCACCAGUGGUCUCUGUAAAUCUAGAGAAUCGAGCAGUGGAAGACGCCGCAAAAGCUAGGACUCAUAAAACUACUGCAAAGCCGACUACUAAAACAACCAAAACAAUCCCCAAGACAACAACUGUAGCACAAGCAACUACUACUCCAAAAACUACAGCAACUACUCCAAAGCCAACUCCAACUUCUGUGACUACGAGUUCGAAGACCACACAAACAACCUCUACUACAUCUAAAUCAUCGACUAGCAAGACAAGUUUAUCUUCAGAAACUCCCAAAACGACAGCAACUUCCACUAGUUCCAAAACUAUACAGACAGUCCCCACUACUUCGAAACCCUCCAUAUCCACUAUCACGACGAGUAUAGCUUCCGAAACUCCCAAGACAACUUCCAUAGCCACGACUUCAAAAUCGACAACUUCUAGUACUAUCUCUUCUAAGAUUCCUUCCCCUAGCAGUCUCUCCUCAAGUCAGACUUCAACAAAGCAAAGUAGUACUGGUACCAGUACUAGUACUAGUACUAACCCUAACUCGAAUCCUCACUCUGCCACCUCAUCAUCCCUAUCAACCCUCUCCUCAAUUUCCUCAAUCAAAGGUUCUUCCACCCACACUCCCACCCUCACACCCAGCGCUCCCACCUCAACCAAGCCAUCUCCAAGUAACAUCCCAUCUUCCCUCUCAACCACUCAACUCUCCACUUCAAGUCUGGAGGUAUCUUCCCAUAUCCCCGAGCUGACUAGCACUCCCUCACAAUCUACAUCCACGGAACCCGUUUCACUAGAGACCUCCUCGCAGAAAAGUACAUCACAAGCCGAUCCUUCAUCUAGCAGCAGCAUCCAUACUUCUGGUCUCUCAUCUACCAGUUCCUUCUCAAGCGGAACAAAAAUCCCCAUUUCAAAAUCGCUUACUUCCACAUCCCAUCCCCUCGAACCGACACCCUCUUCACCCGCAGAAUCCCUCUCCCCAAGCAAAUUAAGCGUGUCCCCCGAAUCCAGUGAAACAACUCCCGCAACGAUCUCAGAACUCCCAAGCAGUGCAGAUAUCCAUCCCUCGCCCUCAUCCGCAAUAAAAACAUCUUCCAUCUCUUCCCUCUCUUCCAAUUCAAUCCCCGAAAUUACACCCGGACCCACGACCCCCAGUUCUUCCGCCAUUAUUACUUCUGGAGCCAUCCCAUCUACUUCAGUCUCCGAAUUGACUUCACAAGUAAUCUCUACCGAAACUCACAUAGCUUCCAAGCCAUCAGAAAUUACUCCUUCGCCUUCUCCCUCCACCGUCACAACCCAAGUAAUUUCUACCGGACCCCUCACAUCUUCUAUACAGCCCGAAAUCACACUGCCUUCCUCGGAAUCUUCGCUUUCCAGGACCAUCUCUUCAACUAUCAUCUCCGAGGCGAUCUCUAAAAGUACUUCCACCGAAGCCCUCACAUCUUCCACCAAACCCGAAAUCACACCUUCAUCUCCCGUCUCCGAAGAAAUUCCUCAAAGCAUUUCAACCAGCUCCUCAACAUCUUCCACUCAACCCGAAAUCACACCUGCUCCUUCCAACCCCUCCACUUCCGAACUCAAUCCAUCAACUCCAGAAACCAAAUCCACUUCGCAGGCCAUUUCCACAGGAUCUCUUACCUCUCCCGUAGAGCCUGAGAUUACUCCACCUUCAUCUCCAUCCCCAUCGGAAACAUCUGAGCCAUCAAAACCAACCGAAGCCUCCGGACCAGCCGAAUCACCCGAUCCAAUCGAAACAUCCCAGCCAGAAACUCCAGAAAAUAAUCCAACCGAAACUGCCAUUCCCUCCUCAACCCCAGCUCCUUUAUCCACAUCAAUCGCUUCGUCUCCCGCUUGUACAGCCACCACAGGAGGAAAUUGCUCUACAUGUUAUCAAUACUCUGGUUCUGGCGAUAUCUCGCUUUCUCUCUCCAACAGUACCACUUUGCAAUCUCGCAAAUUGCCCCCAACAAUUGCUGGUCGUAUAUCUACUACCGAUCUACAGUCAAAGGUAUCCAAACGAGCCACAAGAUCAUUUACUUCGUUUGACGCUGCCAAUUCGUGUGUUUUUGGUUCCGUGGAUGUUCCUUCGAUUCCUGAUGCAUCUACUCUAGUCAGUAAAGCAGGUACUCAAACAGAGUACUGGUAUGUUUUGCAAGAUACUCCUGUGAACGCAACGAUCUGUCCCGCACUUGGCUUUACAAAAGUUACCGACGCAGCGCUUGCUUCUCAAUUGAUAAAUUCAAAUGCGGUUGGGUAUACAAAGGCUGGAUCGGGAAUUGGUUGGAAAACGAAUGCUCCUACCGUUGACGUAGAUAGUGUUUAUGAUUCCAUAAUUCUGCAAAGCUUCUUCGCAAGUAGAGUCAACAGCAGCAACUUUGCAGCUUUCAAGGCUAUUUUUGAUCAGUCAGACACUGUCAAUGCAGGAAAAUCUAGGUUACAGACUAUUUGGAAUGCACUCCCUAGUGAUACCAAUCCCGACUAUGCUGGAAUAGAUCAAAAGAUAAGCACUGUCAAAGCACAAGCUUUCACAGCCGUGGCAAUGGCCAUUACCAAUAAUGAUGCCAUCGCGAAUCUGUUUCAAAGCACCAAUCUUCGUGUUUACAAAGCACUCCUUGCUAUCGAUGCCGUUAUUGGAGCUACCAAUAGUACCACCACGGCCGGUAUUAAAGCAGACUGGGCAUCAACCUACCGCACCUACCUCACUAACUUCCUAACCACCCGCUCCUCGAUCAUCCUCUCCCAAGUCUCCAGCUACCUUGAUAAUGAUCUUGGACCUGCCGCCAGAAAUGAUAACGUCACACUUUCAGAUGGAACGGUAUCGACGACUGAAGAUUCCAUUGGAAAGGGUGUCGACGCCUUACUAAAUGCUUAUCCUCUGGCUACUGCUUUCGCAUUUGACCAGGCCAAGUUAUUAGGGUUUCCUAGUGUGUAGGUAAAGGUUGUAGCAUGAAUUUGAAAGGGAAGACUGAAAGAGGAUAGAGAAGGU